AUGUACUGCGGGGCCGGGGGGUCACGGGACCCCAAAAACCCCCGGGAACCCCCCAAACUCCAGUCCCAUUGUUUUGGGGGCGUUCUGCCCGUGUGCCACCCGCUCUUCGCCCUGGCCACGGAGGACCUGAGCUGCUGGUUCCCCCCGAACCACCUGUUCACCGUGGAUGAAUCCCGCAGCCAGGUCGUGGUGUACAGGAUCAGGUUCUUCUUCCCCAACUGGUGCGGGCAGGGACAGUGCCACCGCUUCCAGCUGCUGAACGACCGGGCCAGCCCUGUCCUGGACUACCCUGUCAUUGAUUACCUGUUCGCCCAGUCCCGCAGCGAUUUCAUCGGGGGCCGCGUGGCCGUGGGGCUGAGCCUGCCCUCGCAGGAGCAGUGCCUGGGGCUGGCCGUGCUGGACAUGCUGCGCAUCGCCAAGGAGCGGCGGCAGAGCCCCGAGCAGCUCUGCAGCCACCUCAGGUGAGACGGGACCGAGUGGCCCUCGGGGAACAGCCCGGCAUGGCUGGGGACAGCCUGGAACCCAUGGGGACAGCCUGGAACCCCUGGG
Molecule: messenger RNA, 549 nt
Organism: Cyanistes caeruleus (blue tit)
Lineage: Eukaryota; Metazoa; Chordata; Aves; Passeriformes; Paridae
Source: RefSeq, a predicted model, not a curated record